UUCCUUACUAUUUCCUCUCAUUCUCUGUUUUAUCUAAGUAUUCUACGUAACCUUACUUCCAGACGUAUUUCUCAGUCUCUAUUCAACUAAACUCUGCAAACUAAACUGUCUUUCUAAUUUAUAUCUUGAGGUGAAAGUUAAGUUUUUCUUUUUGCACUAUAGUCCUUCUUGAUUAUUUAUAGAAAAAUUCAAGGGUGUUCUUGAUUCUUUUCCUGUAAUCAAGAACAGCCGAAGGUUUAAUCCAUGGCCGGAGGUGGUGGAGGAAGGUCCUUGGAGCAAACGCCGACAUGGGCCGUCGCUAUAGUUUGUUUUGUUUUAGUCUUGAUUUCUAUAAUCAUUGAAUACAUCAUUCAUCUCAUCGGAAAGUGGUUAAAGAAGAGACACAAGAGAGCUCUUUAUGAAGCCCUUGAAAAAAUUAAAUCAGAGCUUAUGCUAUUAGGGUUUAUAUCAUUGCUCCUAACUAUAGGUCAAGGACCAAUAUCGGCUAUAUGCAUACCAGAAAGUGUUGGAGCGACGUGGCAUCCAUGUAGCAAGAAGCAAGAGCAAGCAAUACUUAAAUCUGAACAAUUUAUAAAUGACGAAAAUCGGAGGAAGCUUCUGAGUAUUUCCGAUUCCGAUUUAAGGUUCCGGCGAUUCUUGGCCGGUGCUGCAACUACUGAUAAAUGUGCUGAUCAGGGUAAAGUCCCAUUUGUGUCAUCGGAUGGAAUUCAUCAACUCCAUAUUUUCAUAUUCGUGUUGGCUGUUUUUCACGUGCUGUACUGUGCUCUCACAAUGGUUUUGGGUAGAGCCAAGAUGAGGAGUUGGAAAUCAUGGGAAAAGGAAACACGAACAGCUGAGUACCAAUUCUCACACGAUCCAGAAAGAUUCAGAUUUGCUAGAGAAACAUCAUUUGGAAGAAGGCAUUUGAUCUUCUGGACCAAGACACCCGCCCUUAUGUGGAUCGUUUGUUUCUUUAGGCAAUUUGUGAGAUCGGUUCCUAAGGUUGAUUAUUUAACAUUGAGACAUGGUUUUAUCAUGGCACAUUUGGCACCUCAAAGCCACAUGAAAUUCGAUUUCCAAAAAUAUAUUAAUAGGUCAUUAGAAGAGGAUUUCAAGGUUGUUGUAGGAAUAAGCCCACCGAUCUGGUUCUUUGCUGUUCUUUUCUUACUCUUCAAUACUCAUGGCUGGUAUUCUUAUCUAUGGCUUCCCUUCAUUCCGCUAAUUAUAAUUUUGUUGGUGGGAACAAUGCUACAAGUGAUCAUAACAAAAAUGGCGCUUCGAAUACAAGAAAGAGGAGAGGUUGUGAAGGGAGUACCAGUAGUUCAGCCCGGUGACGACCUCUUUUGGUUCAACCGUCCUCGUCUUAUUCUUUAUCUUAUCAAUUUCGUUCUUUUUCAGAAUGCUUUUCAGCUUGCAUUCUUUGCUUGGAGUUGGAAAGAAUUUGGGCUCAAAUCAUGUUUCCAUGAACAUUUGGAGGAUAUAAUCAUCAGAAUUUCAAUGGGGGUCCUUAUCCAAAUAUUGUGCAGCUAUGUCACCCUUCCUCUCUAUGCCCUUGUCACCCAGAUGGGUUCAUCAAUGAGACCAACAAUAUUCAAUGAAAGAGUAGCAACAGCUCUAAGAAAUUGGCACCAAACUGCCAAGAAACACAUUAAACAUAAUAAAGGGUCUGUAACCCCCAUAUCGAGUAGACCCGCCACACCAACACAUCCUAUGUCUCCGGUGCACCUACUCCGCCACUAUCGGAGCGAAAUGGACUCACCUAGACGAUCAAAUUUUGGUUGGGAAACCGAUUCUCCUUCUCACCCUAAUCUUGAAAAUGGUUCCUCGUCUCAUAACCCUAAUCAUGAAAAUGGUUCAUCGUCUCAAACUCCUAAGCAUGGUAACGGUUCGUCCCCAUUUCAUCAUCAGUAUCAACAACAAAUCGAGUUAGGUUAUGUGGAAUAUGAUAAGGAUGAGAACGAGCCGGGUUCAAGUCAAGUGGUGCCGGUCUCUGAACCGGUACGAACCCAACAAGAAAUUAACAUGGUGGCACCAAAGGAAUUCUCAUUCGAUAGAAGAUUAGAUGUAUAACUCAAAGGUCGUAAAGCUACAUAUUUUCUCAGGUUGAAGCUGCUUCAAGGAAAUUUUUUUAUAUGAAUUGAGUUCGGCAUGUAGGAUUAUGAUAUCAAAAUAUUAUUUGCAUCAAAUUAGAUAGACUGAUUGCGGAACUAAGCCGAACGCUAUGUAAAUAGUUCUACAUAUAACUUGAUGUGGAUGGAAACCCGAGUACAUGGACAAUUGUCAAACAUAGAGUUCUUUUAUUUAUUUUUUUCUCUUGGAAAAUGUUGUAGGAAAAGUUCUAGAAGUGUAGAAAAAGUUUGUAUUAUUUUUGUUAUAUGUUUUUGAGCAAUUUAUUGGUGUAAAAAGAAAA
Molecule: messenger RNA, 2389 nt
Organism: Mercurialis annua (annual mercury)
Lineage: Eukaryota; Viridiplantae; Streptophyta; Magnoliopsida; Malpighiales; Euphorbiaceae
Product: MLO-like protein 6
Exons: 15
Coding region: 244-2049 (601 amino acids)
Biological process (GO): defense response
Cellular component (GO): membrane
Source: RefSeq, a predicted model, not a curated record